This is a messenger RNA of Elephantulus edwardii (Cape elephant shrew), 2183 nucleotides long. It is a transcript of the gene MB21D2, whose product is annotated as Mab-21 domain containing 2. The record is from RefSeq and is a predicted model, not a curated record. NCBI's taxonomy places the organism in Eukaryota, Metazoa, Chordata, Mammalia, Macroscelidea, Macroscelididae. The transcript has 2 exons. The coding region runs from base 316 to 1791 and encodes 491 amino acids.
UCAACCACCGCCGCCGCCGCUGCCAGCCAAGGCCCCGGGAGGGCAGGGACCCGCAGCACCGGGGCAGGCGUGGGGCCGGAGGAAAGGGUGCCGGGGCCACACACACGCACCCUCGCUGCAGUCCAGCUCCUCCCGGAGCCCGGACGCUCGCAGCGCACGGAGCGCAGGACCGCCCGCCCGGACGCCCGCCAGCCCGCACGCCCACGGGCCGGGGCCGCUGCCAGGGAGCGGGCGAGAGGAGGAGGCCCGGGGGGCGGGGUGGGGGGCGGGGUGGGUGCCGCCGCCGCCGCGGAGCUGCUACUCAGCGCGUUUUGCAUGAAGAUGGCGGCUCCCACCGCCAGCAAGGCAGCCUCUCUGGGCUGUAACAACAAGCCUUCGUUCCCGGAGCUGGAUUUCAGGUCCGGAGCUCGGGUGGAGGAACUGAACAAACUCAUCCAAGAAUUCACGAAACACGACCAACGGGAAUAUGACGACCAGAGAGCGCUGGAGAUUCACACAGCCAAGGAUUUCAUCUUUUCCAUGCUGGGAAUGGUGCAAAAACUGGACCAAAAACUGCCAGUGGCCAACGAGUACCUGCUGCUCUCGGGAGGCGUCCGGGAAGGUGUGGUGGACCUGGACUUGGAUGAGCUGAACGUCUACGCCCGGGGGACCGACUAUGACAUGGACUUCACGCUUCUGGUGCCGGCCCUUAAGCUGCACGACCGCAACCAGCCUGUGACACUCGACAUGCGCCACUCGGCCUUGUGCCACUCAUGGCUGAGCCUGCGGCUCUUCGACGAGGGAACGAUCAGUAAGUGGAAGGACUGCUGUACCAUCGUCGAUCACAUCAACGGUGCCACCAACUACUUCUUCUCCCCGACCAAAGUGGCCGACUGGUUCUACGACUCCAUCAGCGUCGUCCUCUCAGAGAUUCAGAAGAAGCCCCAGCGAGGGAUGCCCAAGGUGGAAAAGGUGGAAAAGAAUGGGACCAUCAUCUCCAUCAUCCUGGGCGUGGGCAGCAGUCGCAUGCUCUACGACAUUGUGCCCGUGGUCUCCUUCAAAGGCUGGCCUGCGGUGGCCCAGAGCUGGCUCAUGGAGAAUCACUUUUGGGAUGGGAAGAUCACGGAGGAAGAGGUCAUCAGUGGGUUUUACUUGGUGCCCGCUUGCUCCUACAAAGGGAAGAAGGACAACGAGUGGCGCCUGUCCUUUGCCAGGAGCGAGGUACAGUUGAAGAAGUGCAUCUCCAGCAGCCUCAUGCAAGCCUACCAGGCCUGCAAAGCCAUCAUCAUUAAACUGCUGUCGCGGCCCAAGGCCAUUAGUCCCUAUCACCUGCGGAGCAUGAUGCUCUGGGCGUGCGACAGACUGCCUGCCAACUACUUGGCUCAAGAAGACUAUGCAGCCCACUUCCUGCUGGGCCUCAUCGACGACCUGCAGCACUGUCUCGUCAACAAGAUGUGCCCCAAUUACUUCAUCCCACAGUGCAACAUGCUGGAGCACCUGUCGGAGGAGACGGUCAUGCUGCACGCUCGGAAGCUCUCCUCCGUGCGCUCAGACCCCGCCGAGCACUUGCGCACGGCCAUAGAGCACGUGAAGGCGGCCAACCGGCUGACGCUGGAGCUGCAGCGCAGGGGCAGCACCGCCAGCAUCCCCUCCCCACAGUCCGACGGCGGGGACCCCAACCAGCCCGAUGACCGCCUGGCCAAAAAACUGCAGCAGCUUGUGACUGAGAACCCGGGGAAGUCCAUCUCCGUCUUUAUUAACCCUGACGAUGUCACAAGGCCCCAUUUUCGAAUUGAUGAUAAAUUUUUCUGAGUGUUUUCCUGGCCCAUUUUUUUCUUUUUUUGUCCUCCCCUCGCCCCUUCCUCUUUCCUGGUUUUAACACUCUGACCACUGUGUAGUGGGGUUUGUGAGGCUGGCUUUCCGUUUUUUACAUAUCCAGCCUCGAUUGGAUCUGUUGAGAACACAUUUUCCGUUUCCUGCGUCCGCAGGGUGGGGCAGGCUCUGAAACAGUAUAUUACUAUUUUAUAUUCUGCCUCUUUAAUUUUUGUUGUUGUUGCUGAAUUUUUCACCUAACUGUAUUUUGGUUUUGUUUUUUGGAGGGUUUGGGUUUGUUUUUUAGAACUCGAGCCAUAGAAGAAAAUGCCCAUGAAUCCCUUGUAUUUUUCUGUUUUAUACUUUGUGCAAAUUUACUAAUGGGGUUAGGG